AUGUACACUCGUCAAGGUCUCUCUCCCAAUGUUUCCUUCCCUCGCGUCGUUGGCAUUGAGUGCAUCGGAACCGUCGCCGGCUACCAUUCGUCAACCACCUCGCCGCCCGUGCCGAUCGGCCAACGAGUAGCCACCUGCAUGGGUGGUCUCGGCCGUUCCCUGAGUGGUUCAUAUGCCGAAUAUACCUGUGUAGCUCAGGAGAACAUCCGGCGCAUCCCGGACACUCAGAAUCUCAAGGUUGCCGAGUUGGCAUCGUUCCCGGAGAUGUUCCAGACCACAUGGGGCUCCCUCACAUCCGGCCUCGACGUGCAAAAGGGCGAGUCUGUUCUCGUGCGCGGAGCUACUAGCUCGAUUGGUCUAUGUGCUCUCCAGCUUCUCAAGAAACUUGGUGCAAGUCGUAUAGGCGCGACAACCCGAAACCCAUCUCGAAUAGACAUGCUUCACGGCGCAGGCGCUGACGAGGUGUUCAUUGACAACGGCUCCAUCGCGGAUGAGGUAGCAAGCAGUGCCGGCGGUGUGUUCGACAAGGUGCUCGAGCUUGUAGGAGCUUCCGUGGUCCGGGACAGUCUGAAAUGCGUCCGUCCACAGGGAACAGUAUGUAUAUCGGGAAUGCAGGGCGGCGAAUGGUUGUUGAAUGACUUCGACGUCUUUGCAUUCCGCAAUCGCAGUAGGCUCACUGGCUAUAGUGGGGGUCCCGAAGACUUUCUAGCAUUACCUUUCGAGGAGCUCGUGAAAGAUGCGGAUGAAGGGAAAAUCAAGAUCCCGGUCAGGGAGUUCAAACUUGAGGAUAUACAACAAGUACACGAGAUCUUGGAAGCGGGUGGCGGCGGAGCAAAGAUGGUAGUGGUUGUGGCUGAGGAAUAA
Messenger RNA from Phaeoacremonium minimum UCRPA7, 864 nucleotides. Its product is annotated as putative zinc-binding oxidoreductase protein. Gene Ontology annotation, molecular function: oxidoreductase activity. The record is from RefSeq and is a predicted model, not a curated record. The coding region runs from base 1 to 864 and encodes 287 amino acids. The transcript has a single exon. NCBI's taxonomy places the organism in Eukaryota, Fungi, Ascomycota, Sordariomycetes, Togniniales, Togniniaceae.